CUAGGGAGUGAAGCGAGAGAUUUUCCAAGGCCACCCAUAAACGUCAACUAGCCUGUAACCCGAUAGGCGUUAUUAUUAGUGGCAAAAAGAUUACUGCAACCUCCCCACACAGAGCUAAAAAACCAGCCAGGAAGCAAGCUAGCUGGAGGCACACGUACGGUUUUUCUUUCCUGCUUCGUAAUCAUAAACAAUUAUAUUCCUCAUUUCCAUUUCAUUUUCCAUCUUCUCCCCCAUUUUGCCGGGGAAACCACUUUCUUUCCCUUUGUUUUCCGCCGGUAUCGUUUUUCCAUGGCUGAAACCGGUGUUGUCCGGUUUCCGGGGAGUUUAGACCCACGAGCGGAAGAGUUCACGCCGAGAAAUCAAACUCUUUACCGGCCGGCUCAACUUUUCUACCCUUGCGCACCCACCGAUGGUGUUCCGCUUCAGCCUUUACCUUUUUGUAAUGCUGCUCCGGUUGGUGUUCCGUAUCCGCCGUUCUGUUCUCCUGCGGCGUAUGUUGGCCCCCUGGCUCCGCCGACCGCGACGACGACGACGACGCCGCCUCCGUCAUCUUCCUCCCCCUCGCCCACCCGGUCGCUGCUGCUCAGCUCGGUGCCGGCGGAGGUGGUGAGCGAGUCGAUGAUAAGGAGGGAAUUGGAAGUUUUUGGGGAUGUGAGAGGGGUUCAGAUGGAGAGGGUUCGGGAAGGAAUAGUGACUGUUCAUUUCUACGACCUGAGACAUGCAGAGACGGCGCUAAUGGCGAUUCGGAAGCAGCACAUGCAACAACAAACCAGGCUCCGUAAUUUCUAUUCCUCCAUUUUGAAGUCCGGCAAUUCAGCGUCGGAGCCGGAUUGUUACUCCGUCAUCGCCCCACUGCCCCCGCCGGCGCGUGGGCUGGUCGCCGGUCGUGCGGUUUGGGCCCAGUACAUUGUCCCGGCGUAUAACGCCGUCCCUCAAGGGCAGAACCAAGGGACCAUCGUGAUUUUCAAUUUGGAUUCGGCGGUGUCCACAGAAACUCUCCGACAAACAUUCGAGGCAUUUGGUCCUGUGAGAGAACUGAGAGAGACGCCAUUGAAGAGGAAUCAAAGGUUUGUGGAGUUCUUUGAUGUGAGAGAUGCGGCCAGGGCGUUGAAGGAGAUGAACGGUAAGCAAAUUAACGGUAUGGCCGUUGUGAUUGAGUUCAGUCGUCCCGGUGGGCAUGGCCGGAAGUUCUUCACCCACCCUACAUUCUCCAAAAACGCAACGCCGUUGAACUUCCAACCUCCUCCUCCUCCUCCGCCGCCGCCGCCGUUCGCCCGUAAAAACGCACGUCGUUUUGCUGCUGUUUCUCCCCCGUCUCCUCCUCCUCGCGCUCAUCUUCCUCAGCCCAAGAACAAGGCCAACGAUACCGCUAAUCUGGGAAGUGUGAACUCGGUUUCUUUGAGUGGGGUAUUAGUAGAAGAGAAGCAACCGGAAGGGCCUGCGCCGGGGAAUGCUGCCGUGAAGAACUGUGGCGGUGAGGCGGUGGUGGCGGGAAGCACGAAGCAACCCAGAAGUAGGAAUUGGAAGGGGAAGCAAGGGAAAAAGCAGGAGACAAGGUUUCUAAUUAAGGAAGAUGCGAUUGUGGAAUCGAGUUGCAAAGAUUCCAGAACUACUGUCAUGAUCAAGAACAUACCCAACAAGUACAGUCAGAAGCUGCUAUUGAACAUGCUGGACAACCACUGCAUCCACUGCAACGAGCAGAUUGCCGGCGGCGGCGACGACCAACCAUUGUCGUCUUACGACUUCGUUUACCUCCCCAUUGAUUUCAACAACAAGUGUAACGUGGGGUAUGGGUUUGUGAACAUGACAUCGCCGGAGGCAACGCUGAGGCUGUAUAAAGCAUUCCAUCUUCAACAUUGGGAAGUCUUCAACUCCAGAAAAAUAUGCGAAGUCACGUACGCAAGGGUUCAGGGUUUGGAUGCUUUGAAAGAGCACUUCAAGAACUCGAAGUUUCCAUGCGAGAUGGAGCAUUACUUGCCGGUGGUGUUUUCUCCGCCUAGAGACGGUAGGCAACUGACGGAGCCACUUCCGAUCGCGGGUCAGAAGCAGCCAGGAGAAGCCACUGAUGUGGCCGACUGUAAAGCAAUUAAUGACGAUGUUGACGAUGGUGAGGACACAGCAGACGGCGGCGGCCGCGAACAGAAGCAUGGCAUGCAGAGCGGCAGGAGCAGCAGCGAAAACGGCGGCGGGGAGGUUGAAGAUGACGACGACGAUGAUGACAGAAGAAGAAGUAGUGAAGGAGGAGAAGAAAUGGGAAGAGAUUAACAGAGAAUGGAUCUGCGUGCAGUGACAUUUUACGAUACGAAUCACAGAGAUCGUUGGUGAACGAGCCUCAUCUGUAUAGCUUAACCUGCCAGCCAGCUUCUUCUCUGUCAUCAUCAUCAUCAUCAAAGUAUUCAUUUUGUUCUUUUUUAAGGCUUCUUGGUUUGGCCUCUUUGUUUAGGAUUUUUGUUCUUUGUUGUUGCACUUGCAUCCUCCUUCCUCCUCUUGGCACUGCAAUUUCUGGUUUAUUUUUAUCAAUAGUCAUCAUUAA
Neltuma alba is the source of this 2533-nucleotide messenger RNA. RefSeq names its product protein terminal ear1 homolog. The record is from RefSeq and is a predicted model, not a curated record. The coding region runs from base 289 to 2265 and encodes 658 amino acids. Gene Ontology annotation, molecular function: RNA binding. NCBI's taxonomy places the organism in Eukaryota, Viridiplantae, Streptophyta, Magnoliopsida, Fabales, Fabaceae. The transcript has 5 exons.